Messenger RNA from Mesorhabditis spiculigera, 639 nucleotides. NCBI's taxonomy places the organism in Eukaryota, Metazoa, Nematoda, Chromadorea, Rhabditida, Rhabditidae. The record is from the annotation of a GenBank genome assembly.
AUGACCAUCCUCGGCGGCGCCAUCGGCGCGUACAAGGACGUCGCUGAGGUGGAUCAGCUCGCCUUCUACAACGAGUUCAUCGCCGAGAAGCUGCGCAAGUACGGCAACAACUCCGCAGCCGCCCCUCGCCUGGCGCAGAACUACGCCCGUUUCAUGGCGAUAUACAACCUGUACUUAAGCAAGUUCCCCUUCUACAAUACGGAGGACCGGCGGCUGAAGCAGACGACGGUGCAGCUGGCGGCGAUGCGGCUGACGAUCGAGCUGUUCAGGAAGAAGGCCGACGAAGACAGGGGCGGGCAACCGGCUGACGCCGUCCUGUUCGCCAUCGGCGGGGACCACGCGGAGUCGGUGCCGAUGUCGGCCGUGUUCGGCUCGGCCGGGUACGACGUGGCGGCGCAGAUGCUCGUGCGUGCGCAGCGCUUCUGGAUGAACCUUCAACGCUGCCCCACCUACAUCCAGUACGCCCUGGAUCUGUGCUCGAUGACCGGAGAGGAACACCGAAGCGGUCAACCAGGCGUGGCCCCGCGCAGCGGCGGUCGCUGCCCCUCUUCCCAACUCGCCAACUUCACCCAGGCCUUCCAUUGCAGCGAGGGGGACAACAUGAUGUUCCAGGAGAACGAGUGCAACAGCCUGGCGCCC